Gastrolobium bilobum is the source of this 351-nucleotide messenger RNA. RefSeq names its product cyclin-dependent protein kinase inhibitor SMR9-like. NCBI's taxonomy places the organism in Eukaryota, Viridiplantae, Streptophyta, Magnoliopsida, Fabales, Fabaceae. Bases 1 to 351 code for a protein of 116 amino acids. Gene Ontology annotation, biological process: regulation of DNA endoreduplication. The transcript has a single exon. The record is from RefSeq and is a predicted model, not a curated record.
AUGGCACCAGCUGCUACAAGAACUCGAAGGAAGUGGCAAAAACUUGAGGAAAAAAAGAAGCAAAAAUCAAUGGCAGGGCCUUGUGAGUAUGCUACAACUACUUCUUCAAGCUCUCAAGAACAGGUUAACAAGAAUGUUGAGGAGGAUAAUAAGGAAGAUAAAUCUACACAUGGCUGUUCUACACCAAAGGCUAAAAGGUUCAGAAUACCAGAGGUUUUAACAUGUCCACCAGCUCCAAAGAAGAGAAGAGUAACACCCACUUGCUCAUUGAAUAGAUCCCCAAUAGCAUUUUUUGCUUCACCUGAUAUAGAGCUAUUUUUCUUUUCUGCACUUAAAAAUGUAUCAGCUUAG